AUGUCUCACAGUGAUACCCACCCUCAAUCAUCUUCUUGCAAGGACUCUCAGCUCUUCCCGACUUCCCCUCCACUCCCCCCUCUUCCAACAGAAGAAGAAUUGUCCCCAUAUAAGACGUAUUACUCGCAAUUAUCCCCUCGUACUCAUAAACCAUAUAAUCUCUUGUACAGUCCAGAUCACGACAAAUUGCAAGAGUCUAUCAUAGGCUCAUGGCGAUCUUCUGAGCCUUCCCAAGAACGCAAGAGGAAUAUGGAAGACUUACGUGUCCUUCUGACCAAUGCAAUUAACGAAACCUUCCAUCCUGAGCUGAUAGACGCUCUCAAUGGAGAGAAUAAAAGAAGAUUUGAGGUUGAGAUUGUCGGGAGCAGUAGUUGGGGAGGGGAAAUAGAUAAUUCGACGGAUGUGGACUUGUGUAUCGUUGAUUCAGCAUUGCCUAGAGGAUACGAGCCUUCCAUGUGGCUUCAAUCACCUUCAAGCACCAAAAUCGAAUCCAACACCCAAGCAAGACAAGGGCGAUACGAAUCAUCGCAGAAUUUACCGAAGUGCUAUUCGCUGAAAGCGCUUUCGGACUGUAUUGAGAAAGUAGGUAUGACACAUACCAAGCGACAUCCCCUGCCUUUACCAUUGGUUAAAUUCGUCGAUCCGGAAAGAAAGUUGGGUUGUGAUUUACAAUGUAAUGAUUUGGCUGGAUUGUACAAUUGUUCCCUCAUUCUCGCUUAUUGCCAAACCUCUCCCUACGUCCUCCGACCCCUAAUUUACACAAUCAAGAAAUGGUACAAAUACAUCUCAGGUAAAGAUCCCAAAUUAUCCAACCGUCAGAACAAAUUCAAAUUAUCUUCGUAUUGCCUUUCACUCAUUUGUAUAGGGUAUUUACAACAUAUCGGACAAUUACCUAAUCUCCAAGAAGACGUCAUUGCGAGAAGGUACGAUACGAUUGAAGAGAUGAUGAAAGACGAUGAGUUGAUUUGGGGCGAGUGGGGUAGAACACAGGGAAGAGCCUUUCACACGUCAUUUUCCAAUAAGCCAAAAGAAAGUUGGAAGGUUCGAGAUACCAAGAUGGCCGUGGCAGAAGUUAUCAGAGGGUUCUUUCAAUACUUUGCUCAAGAUACAAUCGAUACCAAAUCAGAGUCAACAUAUGCUGAGAGUUCCGACCACUUUAACCCUAUCACACAUAUCAUAUCACCACUGAAUGGAGGUAUCAUCCCCCGUACGCUGAUAUACAACGACAAGAUCUACGCGAAUCUCGAAAAAGAUCAAAUGACUUAUCUGAAGGGGAAAGGGUACGAUCCCUUUCAGAUCAGUCUGAUAAUGCAACAUUACCGAAUGGCCAAAUCGCUCCAGAUGGAGAUGAGGAUGGGUAAAGGUGAUGGGGGAAUACAAUCUUAUGAAUGGUGUGAAAGGAAACUGGUCGUUCAAGAUCCAUUUAGAUGGAUGAAAAAUCAAGCCAGUGGGAUGAGGGAGGAGGUCUGUGAUGGCUUUUUUGAUUGUAUCAAGCGGACACAUCGAAAGUUGGAAGAAUUAGGAAAGAAAGCGACGAUUGAAGAUAUUCUGACCAUCGAUAUGGAUGCAAUUAAGUAA
Messenger RNA from Kwoniella mangroviensis CBS 8507, 1578 nucleotides. RefSeq lists its product as uncharacterized. The transcript is spliced from 6 exons. Lineage: Eukaryota; Fungi; Basidiomycota; Tremellomycetes; Tremellales; Cryptococcaceae. Bases 1 to 1578 code for a protein of 525 amino acids. Gene Ontology annotation, biological process: RNA 3'-end processing. Gene Ontology annotation, molecular function: nucleotidyltransferase activity. The record is from RefSeq and is a predicted model, not a curated record.